UGGUGUAAAGCGGCGGGCCCGGCCGCAGACCCUGAGCCGGGGCGGGCGGCGGAGCCCGAGCACCACGCGGCGGGAUAUGCAGUAAGCCCUAGAGGGGUACCUUGCACAGAGACCAACAGAGGAGUGGGCAAACAUGAAGUCCAAUCCCGCUAUCCAAGCUGCCAUUGACCUCAUGGCAGGGGCCGCAGGGGGGACAGCAUGUGUCCUGACCGGGCAGCCCUUUGACACCAUGAAAGUGAAGAUGCAGACAUUCCCUGACCUGUACCGGGGCCUUACUGACUGCUGCUUGAAGACCUAUGCCCAGGUGGGCUUCCGUGGCUUCUACAAGGGCACCAGCCCAGCGCUGAUCGCCAACAUUGCUGAGAACUCCGUCCUCUUCAUGUGCUAUGGCUUCUGCCAACAGGUGGUACGGAAGAUGGUUGGAUUGGAGAAGCAGGCAAAGCUGAGUGAUUUGCAGAAUGCAGCUGCUGGUUCCUUUGCCUCUGCCUUUGCUGCGCUGGUGCUGUGUCCCACAGAGCUUGUGAAGUGCCGGCUACAGACCAUGUACGAGAUGGAGACAUCGGGAAAGAUAACCAAAAGCCACAGUACAGUUUGGUCUGUUGUGAAGAGUAUCCUUAGAAAGGAUGGCCCUUUGGGCUUCUACCAUGGACUCUCAAGCACUUUACUUCGAGAAGUACCAGGCUAUUUCUUUUUCUUUGGUGGCUAUGAACUGAGCCGGUCAUUUUUUGCAUCGGGGAGAUCAAAAGAUGAACUAGGCCCUGUCCCUUUGAUGUUAAGUGGUGGAGUUGGUGGAAUUUGCCUCUGGCUUGCUGUGUACCCAGUGGAUUGUAUCAAAUCCAGAAUUCAAGUUCUUUCCAUGUCUGGAAAACAGGCAGGAUUUAUUGGAACCUUUAUCAAUGUUGUGAAAAAUGAAGGAAUAAUCGCCUUAUAUUCUGGACUGAAGCCUACUAUGAUUCGAGCGUUCCCUGCCAAUGGGGCACUAUUUUUGGCCUAUGAAUACAGCCGGAAGUUGAUGAUGAGCCAGUUGGAAGCAUACUGAAGCGUCCUGCAUCCGAGCACACAUGUUGAGGACUACAGUUCAUCUCAGGGUUUCGUGGAGUACAAGACCAGCGUGGAAUUGUUGUGCUUUCUUGAGAAUUUAGUUUUUGUCUUCUCUUUUUCUACCCUAAAUCUUAAACUUUAUGGAAGGCCCUCUAUUUUACAUCAUAGUGUAUCUGUCCGUAAUCGUAUUGAAGUAGAAAAAUUGCUGUUGCUUGGUAGACUAUACAGGGUGACGAGUGGCCCUAUGUAUGCAAUUUGAAAGGCAGAACCUAAUUCUGUCAGGACUUUUGCCUGAACCUGGACUUGCACAUUAGGUUAGACAGUUAUAUGUUGAGUGAAAGACAAUUUGGUUCUAUGUUUAAUCUCAGAUAUUACCAGAAAAAUCCAGAGGUGACCAUAUUUCAUGAAGAUAGUUAUAAAUGAUUGCUUAACCCAUUUAAGAUAUAGCGUCUCUCUAAAGGAUUCUUAACAUGUGUACUAUUCUAACUGAUUGAACUUUUUAAAAAGUUUGAUCUGGUGCCUGGAAACCAAAAUAUCCCUUUAGACUUUUAGAGAAUAAAUAUACUUGCAUACUGGUGUGGUUUCCACAUUCUAAAGUGUCAAGAGUAGUAUUCUGGAUUUCCCCAGGAUGCUCUACUCUUAAAUUAGUGCCAUUUGUUUUUGAGGUGGGAUCACAUUCCACACUGACAGUAUAGCUAUGUGUGGUCUAGAGCAGCAGUCCUCAUGGAGGUGGUCAGGGAGCACCUGAAGGGAGGCAGAGCUUAGGUGAUGUGAGUGAUGGGGAGUAGCUGUAAAUACAGAUGAAGCUUUGCUUGCCUGCCUGCCACUCCUCACUGGUUCUGUGGCCCAGUUCCUAACAGGCCACAGACCAGUACUGGUCUGCAAUUUGGGCAUUGGGAACCAUAGGCCUAGAAAAUCUGGCCUUUACAAAAGAGUGUGGCCUUCACCAGUUCUCUUUCUUCUGUCCUAAAAAGCUUCCCCUCUUGCUGGGCUUUAGAUUGAUCCCUCACUGUCCUCUUUGCCUCUACCACUUAGAAGCCUUUCCAGGAAACAGAGUGCCAAAGCCAAGGGGAAGCCUUUAUUUCUUGUUGGUGAUUGAGUGACAGUUCUCAUGAGUGAAGUCCUCUCCUCUCAGACAUAACUAGAAAGCACUCAGUGCCUAUACUACACAGUGUGUAACGUCAGAAUUGCCCCAUCCUCAAAUUCACCUUGGGAUCCAUAAUUCCUUGCCUUGCUUUUACAGUGUUGGGGCCUUCUACAUUUAAUACUGGUAGUCAGUGAGUUUUAAUGACUGAAUAGGAGAUGUGACUUUAUGAAGCAAUGAGACAUAAGGAAAGCAGUUUUAUUAAACUAUACUGCAUGUAUGUACGUAUUCACUGACUUAAAAAACCAACCAAACUCCACAGUUAAUUUGAUCCCUGUAGACUUGGGUUGGGCAGCUGUUCUUUGGCCAUAUGGUAUAAGAGGAUCAAUUCUGUUAAUACUAAAGUCAGCCUCAUCAUCCUGUGCUGCUCCAGGACCAGCAGGGUCUCUCUGAAUAAAAAGUCUCCUUCAGCAGCCUGCAGAGCUGAUGGCAAGCAGGCCAACCAUGUUAACAAUAGUCCAUACUGUGUGUGUAUUUCUGUGGACAGAAUAUAAAUACUGUGCAAAACCUCCAGUUUCUUAAACUUCAUGCAUUCUGUGAAGCCUCUGUGGCAUCUUUAGGCAUAGUGCCUGAAGCAAAGGGGGUCAGGGAAGUGAGAGGCUGACAAACAGGGGACUUUGGGGGAGGGGAUUCCUUCUCUCUUCUGGCUGUUGUGCUCUACAAUUAUGGUUGGUGUCUUCCAUUUGCUUUUUCUCUAAGAGAAAAUCAUUUUUGUACUUUGCUUUUCUCUCCAUACCGAACUGGUCAGUAGCUACUGAGAGGUAUUUCAUUUCAACAGGCCUAGGCUGAAGCAAAAUGGAAAAUAGGGCUGGCUUCCACCAAGAAGUGAACCAUUUCAGUAUCCAUGGUACCCUGCCUGGGGCCCAGGAUGUAGUCACAUUAGCCAUAUUGGCAGAUCUUAUCACAGGUCCUCCAUUAAAGAUUUAAAUAUCCUCAAUGAGCAACAGUUAGAGGGAAACGGCAAGAGUGAAGAAUGGAAACCUAAUUCAAGAGAAUAAUUUUUUUCUUUCUGUUAGGUUAAUUCAUGGUUUAAUAGUUGGGUAGUUUGUACCAUUUUCAGAUCUGUACUCCAGACAAAAAUAUAAUAAUUUAAAAUGUUGUAUUUGAAGAAACUUGAGUGUCCUAUUGUCAUUAAAUUAUUUACCUAAUA
Molecule: messenger RNA, 3335 nt
Organism: Nycticebus coucang (slow loris)
Lineage: Eukaryota; Metazoa; Chordata; Mammalia; Primates; Lorisidae
Gene: SLC25A15
Product: solute carrier family 25 member 15
Exons: 7
Coding region: 134-1039 (301 amino acids)
Biological process (GO): mitochondrial L-ornithine transmembrane transport
Molecular function (GO): L-ornithine transmembrane transporter activity
Source: RefSeq, a predicted model, not a curated record